Molecule: messenger RNA, 5430 nt
Organism: Paramormyrops kingsleyae
Lineage: Eukaryota; Metazoa; Chordata; Actinopteri; Osteoglossiformes; Mormyridae
Gene: zbtb42
Product: zinc finger and BTB domain containing 42
Biological process (GO): regulation of transcription by RNA polymerase II
Cellular component (GO): nucleus
Molecular function (GO): DNA-binding transcription factor activity, RNA polymerase II-specific; protein binding
Source: RefSeq, a predicted model, not a curated record
CUCCACAGCUUGCGGUGUAAUUAGCAAACAGAGCACUCCAGUUUAGUCCCCUUUGCUUUUCUCCUUAACCUCGCUGCUUGGACUAGUGCUGGUAUUCGGGAGCCCUGGGUAUAGUGUGUGUGUCCCGACGCGUUUAAUGUGCGCUGGAACACGGAGGUCCAGAUAAACGCACCCAGCCUGAAUCCGAUCGCUUCAUGAGAGUGUGCCUGUGUGAGUCUGCGUGUGUGUGUGUGUUUCUGUGUGUGAGUGGGUCUGUGUGCGUGUGUCUUUGCUCUGAUCGCUAGGGUUCCGAUGGGAAGCGCUAAAAGUAGCGAUCACCGUUUCGCACUGAUGUUACUCAGAGCGGACAAAGGUUAUGAAGGAAGAAUGGAGUUCCCAGACCAUAGCCGCCAGUUGCUGCAGCGCCUGAGUCAGCAGCGUCACCAAGGCUUCCUCUGCGACUGCACGGUGUUGGUCGGAGAGGCGCGAUUCAGGGCACACAGAGCCGUACUGGCCUCCUGCAGCAUGUACUUCCACCUCUUCUACAGGGACCAGCUAGACAAAAGGGACGUUGUGCAUCUGAACAGUGACAUUGUGACUGCCCCGGCUUUCAGCCUGCUCCUUGAAUUUAUGUAUGAAGGGAAGCUUGAGUUCAGCACGUUGCCAGUGGAGGACGUGCUGGCUGCCGCCAGCUACCUACACAUGUACGACAUCGUCAAAGUGUGCAAAGGCAAGCUGAAGGAUAAGGAACUGAGCUUGCCGGACGCCAGGGCUGCCGAGGGGGUGGGGCCGGGCUGCCCAGACGGCGAGGGUUUCUCGGACGGCGAGAGGGACAGCCCCCCCGGCCGACGGGCCCGGCCGCAUCGGCCGAGGCCCCCCCGCGUGGACGAAGGCGAGGCGGACGCCGGCGAACUCGGGCUGCCUGUCAGCGACCGUGAUCGCUGCUUGCAGGGCAGGCAGAAGGCGAACGGUCACCCCGCCGGGUCUCCGGACCUUGUAGGUGUCAAUUAUGUGUCGGUGGAGGCCGAGUCCCGCUUCCGAACAGCUGGAAAAACAAAAGCGGAGCGCGGCGUUCCGGCCGAGUCACUGUCCCAGAGGCCCGGUGCUUCAGAUGACACAGACUGCGCCCUGGACUUGUCUUUCAAGCCUCUGUCGGGCAGAGAUUGUUCGCGCCCCCCCCACGUCUUGGGACAGCUGGCCCUCGACAGCCAGCAGCAGGGCACCGAGCCACUUGUUAAAGACGAACAAGACCUGCUGUCAGAGCGGGAGGACAGUGAGCCGGCGAGCCCGGGGAGCCAGCGCUUUGGGAAUUGCGCCAGGAGCUCCGCGGUGACAGGGUUCGCUGGCCUCUUCUCGGGCAACAGCGGCCCCGGCGCGGCCCUGCUCCCCCAGGAGGAGGAGGACCUGAUGGAGCAGGAGGGGGGCCUGGAGGCGGGGGCGGGGGGAAGGAGGGGGGCGGAGGGGGCGGGCGAGCGGGCGCUGCUCGGGGACAGUGAGGAGGAGGACGACGACCUGGCCUCUUCGGACAUCUCCACGUCCAGCGGGGCGCUGCUGCCCGCCGGGCCGGCCGUGUGCGCGUGCCCGCUGUGCGGCAAGGCCUUCCCCAGCCCGCACGUGCUCCAGCUGCACCUGAGCGCCCACUUCCGCGAGAAGGACGGCGCCCGCGCCAAGCUGUCGCCCGACGGCUCCGUGCCCACCUGCUCCCAGUGCGGCAAGACCUUCUCCUGCAUGUACACGCUGAAGCGGCACGAGCGCACGCACUCCGGCGAGAAGCCCUACACCUGCGCCCAGUGUGGCAAGAGCUUCCAGUACUCGCACAACCUGAGCCGGCACGCCGUGGUGCACACUCGCGAAAAGCCACACGCUUGCAAGUGGUGCGAGCGCCGCUUCACGCAGUCUGGGGACCUCUACCGCCACAUCCGCAAGUUCCACUGCGGCCUGGUCAAGACACUCGCCAUCGGCUAAGGCCCCCGGCAGUGGCCCGCAGUGGGCUGUCUUCCAAAUGCCUGAUGGAGCCUGUUGUAAUUAAUAACCGUGCAGAAACUCACAGAGUGGGCAUGCACUUCCUUAAGCGUUUUUGUUAAAAUGUGAUCCAGGUAGUAAAACUUUUUUUUUUCUUUUUUUGAGCACGCGGGGUGGGGGGAGGACCUAAAAGCAUUUCAGCUACUAUUGGGUGGAAUUAUGGGAUGUCGUUCUUGCUGGUGGGCACUGGGCUGGGGGCAUGCAGUCCUCGUGAUGCAGAAGUCCUGAACCCUCACCUGUCUGUCAGAAGCACAAAAUCUGAGUUGGAGGCUGGGUGACCCUGACCCCCCCCCCCCCCCCCCCCCCACCCCGAGCACCCGACGCUCAGAAAAGGAGCAGAAAGUCGUUUAGCUGUAGUUCUGGGCUGUAAGCACCGUGAGAGUCGGCGCAGACGAUGAGAUCGCCCACCGUCGCAAGGCUGGUUUGCAUACUAAUAAUUCAGGAAGCAGUAAAGCUCACUCGUGCCACAGGGCCAGGCAUGCGAGCGGGCACCUCAUAACUGGAAGAUUCAGCCCUUUAAGAGUGUACUGGGUCAGUAGGAGAUAAAUACUGAAUAAAGUGUUUCAACCAUGUGAAAUGGGGUAAAGGAACCAGAGUCCACAGGGAGACGGGCCACUAGGAGUGGGGUAUACCCUGCCAAGUCAGUGCCUGCUUAUGUACACCGAGCAGCAUGUGGGGUAUAUCACAGGCUAUAUAACUGAAUCCAGUGUGAGGAUUUUAGGGUGAGGGUGGGGGAGGGGCAGUUGGUGUUGUGAAGUUUGCCUCCCGAACCAGACUGCAUAGGAGCGCACUGACCAGGGUGGUCAAGCAGAGAGGGGGGGUCCGGUGUGUGCCCCCCCCAGACACUCUGCCAUCCCCACUGGGUGACUACUGAUCCUUCCUGCCAUCAUUGCGUGUCUGUCUGCCCCCCCGCCCCCCCUCUGCAGUUUAGCCUCAUGACCACUUUGGAGUCACGUUCAGUCAGAACACUGCUGUGCUCCUGUGGUGGUGUGUGUGCGUGUGAGUGUGUGUGUGUGUGUUUGUGUGUGUUUGUGUUUGUAUAACAUCCUGUUAAAAAAAAAAAAAAAUGCUGAACUACUGAGUAAAGCUUACCCCACAAAAUAUUUGCAAUUUUCGUAGGUUAACUAAACCUCCUCAUUUUCUCACUUUAUUCAUUAUUUCUGAUGAUAUGUACACAUCUUACUUUGGUUGGAUUUAGCACUAAAAAAAAUCUAAGUUAUUUCUUUUGUUUUGUUAAAAUCUUUCCUGAGGAAACUUGAUUAGAAUUAUUUAUUAGUUUUAUAGUUCAGGGUUUUACUGGGGUCUGAUUUUGAGUAUUACUGCUGUUGCUGUUUUUUUUCCAUCCACAAUAUUCAAGCACAAUAGAAUGAAAUUCAUCGAUGCUGUCUGUCAGUGACACUGGAGAGCGAUGCUUUGCUCGUGCUCCGAGUAAAAUCCCACAUCCAGCUUCCUUUUUUAUUUGAUGACCUUAACGUUUUGAUGGAUAACUGAUGUCCUACUCUGUAGGUGCUGUUUCAUUAGCGAAUGGGGCAGAGAAAUCACUAGUCCUUGUAAAUACCUUUACUGUAAUGUGAAUUGAUUCUCCGUGUGUCUUACGGCGGCAUAAGAAUAUACUUAAAUGACAUUCAACAUUUACUACACAAAAAAAGCACUUGUCUUGGGCUUGCAUAGUGUCGUUCCUGUCAGCUUGGUUUCAACACUCGAAUAAUGUGUGCGCUGCUAUUUCUAACGAGUUGUAUAUUUAAUGUAUAUACUUCCUUUAUUUAUAAAACAAUUUAGGCUCUCCCCGACCCCAUAUGUCUCCGGGCUGGGUGUUUGGCAGCCAUCUCUGUAAGCUAACCUGUUAGUUUUGCCUGUUUUUCUUUGAAACAUCUGUUAUCUGUAGGACAGGUACAAGUGCAAACACUUAAGUGCAGUGCUCUGUGUCUUUUUUUUUUUUUUUUUUUGUGAGUGCAGAUUUUCUCACUACUUUAAUGUGGGAGAUGUAUUUAUUAAAAAGGCAACUGAAGGACUGUACUGAAGAAUUGGACAUCGGCGGGGACUCGCCCCCCCUGAUAAUUAGCCUGAUAUGUGCUUAAUACUGUUGUCAAUUUGGGAUGCGAUAGCACAACCACGGUGUUUUAAGUUGCACUUUAUCGCGACAAGUCAUUACAUCCUGGAUAUCCUGGUUUUCAAUGUGAUUCCCCGUCCCCCCCCCGGUCCCCCGCAUGUGGACAGUAGGAGGGAGUUGUAGUGCGGACUGUAAAAUGAGCACCCCCCCCCCCCCACGCCCUCCACGCUGAAGUGCGAGGGACAGGCGUCGACAGGCCGUGGAUUUGUGGUGCUUUGCAGCGCCCCCCCCCUCCCGCCUGUCGUGCCACCCAGCUCUCUACAUGGGGAGAGAGCGACCAACUUAGUGGUUUCAGGUUAAAUGUUCCUGUUUGUUCUAUAGCUUCAAACAGACGGCAGCAUUUCCUGUGGUUAUUUUAUAUAUAGAUUUUAUUUUAUUUUUUUCUGUACAAGGAAGGAGAUGCUUUUGUUUUAUACUUAUCGUUCCAUGAUAAAAUAUGGCUAGAACUGGCAUUUUUACUAAUAGGGGGAUUCAUGGUUUAAAAGGCCUUUCCAGUUUGUCAUACACUUCUGUUGAUAUGGUCACGGUCCUUUUACACAGUACGUGCCUUGUGGACAGAGACGGACCCGGAGCGGGACGUUACCGUGGUCCGUGUGAGCUGGCUUGCUGGGACAUCAAAUCUACACGACGUGCAAAUAAACAGCUGCAGUUUUACGAACUGGGACGGGGGAUAGAAAUAGGGUUAGAGAGUCAAGGAUGAAAAACACAGAUAAUCAAGAAGCCUCCCGGGAGAAGAGAGUGAAAUCGGAGCGAAGGAGCAGAGACUGAAACAAACACACUCACUUAUCUGGAAUAGGUUUGCUUUAUAAACUCUUACUGAAGUAUUUUAACAUUUAAAUAAUGAGAAAAAAAUGAAAUGUUUUGUUUAUUAAAACUGGAAUAUUGUCUUUGCAGUUAAGGUCCAGACUGUGAAAUUGUGUAUAAUCUUGAGAAAUAUUUAUUGUUUUUUGUGCGUUUUACUGUUAUCUCACAGAUUUUAUGUGUAAAAUGACUACUUAAUGUCAGUAGGGGAGGGAGGGGUGGGGAGGAGGGGUAAUAGAAUUUGUAGGAGUGCCAUUAGAAUUUAAUAUAAUUUUUUUAUAACAAAAGUCUAUUUUCUAGAAAAUAAAUGCUUCAGUGUUAGUGAUUCAUAGAUUACAUAGGACAAUCGGUGUGCAGAAAUGGCUUUGUUUAGGUGUUCAGCUGCUUGUUUUAUGAUUUUGGGGGGGGUGGGGGGUGUUUGUGCUUUUUGGAGUGUGUUUGUGUGUGUGCUGUGGAAAUGUGACAAUCCUGAUGUCCUCAUUCUUAAGUCACGCGUAGAUUAAACAGCUUUUCUGUGA